AUGGUGUUACUCCCUGCCCUGGCAACUGCCGCAGGUGCCACCGUCGCCGCUCGUUGGCUGGACAAGAGGUAUGCCAUCUCCACGGACCUGGAGCAAAUACGUGGCAUGCGUCAGAUGCGAGACUUCUACAUGAAGCUAGCUAGCGAACAUGGAGAUGAUGAUUGGUCGUUCUACCACGUGCUCCAUUCUACUUAUGGUACAAACGAUCUGAAAGAGGCGUUCGUCUUUGAAGACCGAAGCUGGACGUAUGGGGAACUGCGUGGGGAAAUCGGCCGGUUGGCGGAGACGUUCAGGAGUAUAGGGAUCGGGAACCGGACGGUGGUGGGAAUGUAUGUCAACAAUAGCGUCGAGUUCAUCGUCUCGUGGUUCGCGUUGUACAAACUCGGGGCUAUACCUGCUCCGGUCAAUACCGCCGUCACUCGGGACCCGUUCCGCCACUGCCUCACGAUUAGCGCUGCCGAAUAUUUCAUUACCACAUAUGAGCUGUGGGAUGCUGCGGCUCGAUCAUUGGGCCUUGCCGAUGAAGCCGACGUCGGUCGACUUCCCGGACUGAAGUCGGUCAUCAUAUACGAUUACGACAGCUAUCCCAAGUCGACCACGGUGCCUCUCAUCAACGCAGAUGCUGUCUUAGCUCAGAGCACUUUGCCGCCCUUUGUCCCUUCAAUGGCAGACUUUCCAAAACAAGACAGGCCCAAGAUCGGGCAGGGGGAUGCGUCCUGCUACCUAUUCACCUCGGGGACAACUGGCAUGCCCAAGGCAGCAGUUUGGCCGGCGGCCUAUAGCCUUAUGACGUUGGCUAACAAGCGUUGGCCGUAUAUGCAUGACGAGCCUCGCAGGUUCUAUAUCUGUAUGCCUAUGUUUCACGGGAGCGCGGCGUUUGCAUGUCUUCCCGGGACUUUUGCCAAUUCUGGCACCGUUAUCCUUGCGAGACGCUUCUCAGUGAGUAGGUUCUGGCACGACUGCCGCCACUACAACGCCAAUUCGGUUUUGUAUAUCGGUGAAAUGAUCCGAUAUCUUGUGCAAGCCCCGCCAGACCCCCAUUUCCCCGACCCUAAGACUAUGCACAAUGUCAAAAUUUGUUAUGGCCUCGGACUCUCGCCUCAUGCCUGGAAGACUUUACGCGAGAAAUUCGGGAUCCCUUGGAUCAUUGAAUACUAUAGUGCUUCGGAAGCACCCACAUCGAUAUUGAAUUCGAACAAGUCGAAUGACGAGGGCGUAGGCUACGUAGCCAGAUGGGGCCCGCUGAUGCGCAGUAAAUGGUUUGGGCAAGACGGGUUGUAUAUCCUGAAGACCGAUCCUGAGAUGACCGAGCCCAUACGAAACAAGGCAGGCUUCUGCGUCCAAGCCGAUCUCGGCGAAAAAGGCGAAGCCAUUGCUCGAAUUGAGUCGCCUUUGAGACGGAGCCAUGAUUAUGUCGGAGAAAGCGGUGAAGAAGCCACAAGGAAGAAAAUGCUUCAUGAUGUCUUCAAAAAGGGAGACCUCUUCGUCCGGCUCGGGGACUCGCUUUCAAUCAACAAGCGUGGUUGGGUCAAGUUCCAUGACCGGUUAGGUGACACCUUCCGCGCGAAAGGCCACAAUAUCUCCACGACGGAGGUGGAGAUUGCAUUCACCAAGCAUCCCAGGGUUCUGGGUGCGAACGUCUACGCCAUUCCCAUGAACGAGUUCGGGUAUGAAGGGCAACUAGGCUGUGCGGCGAUCAGCCUCAAAUCCUCAGGUGCAGACCCAACUGGUACCGACGAGGCAACUCUGCUCGCCGAACUGGAGCAGUGGCUGGUUGAAAAGGGAGGGCUGCCGACGUACGGAGUACCUCGUUUCGUCCGAGUGAUCGUCGACGAGGGCGAAGCCACCACCCACGAUGAAGGACGGCGCAAAGGGGAUAUCCCCGGGGCAGAGAGAGUUUCGAUUAUUAUGAAAAAGCUGAAGACCGGACUUAGACGAGAAGGUUUCAAUAUGCCACCAAGAUGCAACGAUCGGAUGUAUUUCAUCGAUCGGGAGGGGAAUGGGUUCAAACCAUUGACCGAGGAGAUGAAGCAGUUACUCCUGAGCGGCAAGGCGAAGCUGUAG
Messenger RNA from Eremomyces bilateralis CBS 781.70, 2064 nucleotides. RefSeq names its product fatty-acyl-CoA synthase. The transcript is spliced from 6 exons. NCBI's taxonomy places the organism in Eukaryota, Fungi, Ascomycota, Dothideomycetes, Eremomycetales, Eremomycetaceae. Bases 1 to 2064 code for a protein of 687 amino acids. The record is from RefSeq and is a predicted model, not a curated record. Gene Ontology annotation, molecular function: long-chain fatty acid-CoA ligase activity; long-chain fatty acid transmembrane transporter activity.